AUGAACCGAACCUUGAACCGAAGGCUCGUUGGACUCUUCAACUUGGCGCGUCUGUGGCGCCGCCUGCGGCGCCUGGGCACCUGGCUGGCGCAGGGCGCCCUGCGGCGCGCGGCGCGCAGCCCGCUGGGCGAGCUCACCGCGAGCGACACCGAGCGGCUUCCAUUGCCGAAGAUCCUGGGCAUGGACGUGAUCCUUUCGAAAACCUCGCCAGGCGCGCGGGGCGCGCCGGGUGCUUGGCCGUGGCUCCUGGAGAUCAAUCGCUUCCCAGCGCUGGGCCUCCGCAGUGAGACGGAUGCCGACACCAAACUGCCGGUGAUCCGAGACGCCUGGCUUGUGGCCCGGAGCGCGCGCGGCGCGCAUGAGCACUGGUGCCCUGAAAGUGGGGUUCAUUUCAUUCACCCCUUGCACCAAGAGGACCUUUCAGAUCUCACCAAGGUUUGCAUGCAGCGUGAUGAGAUGCGCAAUUUGCCGGACAUGGCCUUGGAUGUCAUCUUCCAACGGGUGGAGCAGGCGCUUCAUGGUCAACCCAUCAGGAGCAGGAGACUGGCUUAUGCGGAUGAGGAUGGCGAUCUGUGCACCUUGACCGUGCCGGGCCUUCUGGAUGCCUUAGAUUUAUGCUCUGGGCUGAUGCUCCUGCGGGUGAUGCUGGACGACGAUGCCUCCGCCGGUUGGGGUGCGCCGGUUCCUCUAACCGGUGCCGACUUGGUGAGUGAGCUACUGUGGCGAGUGAAGGGUCUGGACCUGAAGGUGGUCUGGCAUCGAGUUGGGGAAGAGGGCUUGGAGCUGCUCUCCCAACUCCAAAGCCACUGGCAGGAGGAAUCUUGA
Molecule: messenger RNA, 825 nt
Organism: Durusdinium trenchii
Lineage: Eukaryota; Dinophyceae; Suessiales; Symbiodiniaceae
Source: the annotation of a GenBank genome assembly